Messenger RNA from Fraxinus pennsylvanica, 1287 nucleotides. NCBI's taxonomy places the organism in Eukaryota, Viridiplantae, Streptophyta, Magnoliopsida, Lamiales, Oleaceae. The record is from the annotation of a GenBank genome assembly.
AUGAACACUCACAUUCUCCGGCAUUCCCUGCGAAGAAAUCAGAACAAUGUGAUGCAGCAUAUGACUCAACUGGAGCACAUUAAAUUGCUGCUUCAUCGGGAUAUCGCCCGACAACGUGCAAUUUCACAAAGGCAGGGAGUAACUAACGAUCAGAAUGCAUCGGGGAAAUUGCCAUUGCGUUCAGGUGCAGAUUAUGGGAUCGGAGAAUACUUUGUGACGUUUAAGGUUGGAACGCUAGCUCAGAGAUUCGUGCUGAUUGCUGACACUGGAAGUGACCUGACUUGGAUGAAGUGUCGGUAUAAAUGUCAAGGUGCCAUGUGUAACCAGACGUCGUCAGGUCGAAGGAAUUUUCGUCCGGAUUGGUCGAGUUCUUUCAGGACUAUUCCUUGUUCCUCAAGAAUGUGCAAGAUUGAACUUGCAAAUCUCCUCUCUUGCUCACUGCCCUUCUCCAUUGUCUCAUUGUACUCAGAUGGAUCAGAAGCACUCGGACUAUUUGCUAAUGAAACAGUAACGAUUCGACUCACUAAUGGAAGAACGGAAAGACUAAACAAUGUUCUGGUUGGAUGCACCAAGUCGUCCCAUGGCACUUUCGAGACAUCUGAUGGUGUUAUAGGACUUGGUUACAGCAAUUACUCCUUUACACACAAAGCAGUCGAGAAAUUUGGGGGCAAAUUCUCUUACUGUCUGGUUGAUCACUUAAGCCAAAAAAAUGUAUCGAGUUAUCUUGUCUUUGGCAACAACAAACAAGCUGCAGUGACUCCACCAGAUAAAAUGCAAUAUACAGAGCUUGUCCUGGGGAAGAUCAAUUCAUUCUACGCUGUAAACAUCAGGGGCAUCUCCAUUGGUGGUACAAUGUUGCAAAUCCCAUCUCAAGUAUGGAACGUGAACGGCCAAGGUGGUGUAAUCCUCGACUCUGGGACAAGCCUAACAUUCUUGACUCAACCCGCAUAUCAACCUGUAAUGUCUGCCCUGGAGCAUUCUCUGUCAAAUUUCUCAAAAUCAAAACUGGACAUUGAACCUAUGGAUUACUGUUUUAAUUCAACAGGAUUUAAUAAGUCUAUGGUGCCAAAACUAGAGUUUCAUUUUGCAGAUGGAGCAACAUUUGAAGCACCAGCUAAAAGCACUGUACUUGAUGCUGCUGAGGGAGUGAAAUGCCUAGGGUUUGUGUCUGCAACUGCAAGUUGGCCUGGAACCUCUAUUAUUGGCAACAUUAUGCAACAAAAUCAUAUUUGGGAAUUUGACCUUAUUAAUAAGAGAUUGGGUUUUGCAAGGUCUUCUUGCACCUAA